Cucurbita maxima (winter squash) is the source of this 1070-nucleotide messenger RNA. RefSeq lists its product as uncharacterized. The coding region runs from base 214 to 930 and encodes 238 amino acids. NCBI's taxonomy places the organism in Eukaryota, Viridiplantae, Streptophyta, Magnoliopsida, Cucurbitales, Cucurbitaceae. The transcript has 2 exons. The record is from RefSeq and is a predicted model, not a curated record.
CAUUACAGUAAAGCUCAAGCUCAUACACCUCUGUUUUUCUGCCAUUUUUUCCGGCAUUCAAGCAUUCUGUUUCUCUUCUUUUUCUUCUUCCUCCUCCUCGUACAUUAUCCCAUUCCGUGCAGAAAAACAUCAGUUUUUGCCACUUGGGUGUCACAAAAAACAGAGAAACAGAGUAUUAAACAACAGAGCUUUUGUGGGAAAUGAACGGAUAACAUGAACAUGUUGGGUUUGUCUUUCCUCUGUUUCUUAAAUGUUUUAGUCAUGGUCGGAAGCUUUCCAACAGAUGAGAAUCUGUUAAUUCAUCCCGCAAUUUCCCUAACCCUUAUGGCGGCUGGAAUGGUAACAGCCAUCGCCAUGAUCACGGCGUUAUGCGGCGUCCGAUCCCGACGAAGCCCGUCGCCUUCCGAAGCUUCAUCUAAAACCGCCGACAAGAAACAGGACAUAAACGGUUCCCGAACGACAACCUCAUCAACAGCGGGGGCAACCCCAGCAGCUGGAGAUUCAGGAGACGACGGCGGCGAAACAGAGGAGUUUAUGAAAGAGCUUCCCCUGCCACCAAAAAUGCAGCAGGUGGCGAGUCCGAGCCCGCCGAGCCAAAUUGCAAAAUCGGCAUCGGAGAGAAGGCUGAAGCAUAUGACGGGCAUGAACAUGGAAGUUCCGAGGAGCCAUUCGGUGGCGAGGAAGGAUUUGGAGGAAGGAGGAGAGAGGAGAAAAGAGAAGAUGAAAGAGGAAGAAUUGAUUUGGAAGAAGACGAUAAUAUUAGGGGAGAAAUGCAGAGUUUCAGAUGAAGAAGAUGGGGUUAUUUAUGAAGGAAAAGGGAAGAGGAUUUCGGCUUAUCAUCCGAGAUCUCCGAGCUCGAUGUCGAUAUCGAUUUCUCGACAAAGUUCCGCCAUUGAUGCUGAAGCUCUGCCUGACCUAGGAGCAAAAUAGAGGCACAAAAAGGAAGAAGCCAUUGAUGGGAGUGGAAAGGCAAGACAUUGCUGUAAAUAUGACAGAUGUGACGUGUGAAGAACCAUGGAACCGACUUUAGAGUAGUUGUAUUUCAUCUUAUUUAUUAGUUUUAGGUUAGA